GGGCGCCGCCCUGUCCCAGCUUCCUCUGCGGGUAAACAGACAUGGCCGACGAGGAAGACCCGCACGACGCUGCGCACAACAUGGGCAACCACCUGCCGCUCCUGCCUGCAGAGAGUGAGGAAGAAGAUGAAAUUGAAAUGGAAGUUGAAGACCAGGAUAGCAAAGAAGCUAAAAAACCAAACAUCAUAAAUUUUGACACCAGUCUGCCAACAUCACAUACAUAUCUGGGCUCUGAUAUGGAAGAAUUUCAUGGCAGGACUUUGCACGAUGAUGACAGCUGUCAAGUGAUUCCCGUUCUGCCACAGGUGAUGAUGAUCCUGAUUCCUGGGCAGACCUUACCUCUUCAGCUUUCUCGCCCUCAAGAAGUCAGUAUGGUGCGGAAUUUAAUUCAGAAAGAUAGAACCUUUGCAGUUCUUGCAUACAGUAAUAUACAGGAAAGGGAAGCACAGUUCGGAACAACAGCAGAGAUAUAUGCCUAUCGAGAAGAACAGGACUUUGGAAUUGAGAUAGUGAAAGUGAAAGCAAUCGGAAGACAAAGGUUCAAAGUCCUUGAGCUAAGAACACAAUCAGAUGGAAUCCAGCAAGCGAAAGUGCAAAUUCUUCCUGAAUGUGUGUUGCCUUCAACCAUGUCUGCAGUUCAGUUAGAAUCCCUCAAUAAGUGCCAGAUAUUUCCUUCGAAACCUGUCUCACGGGAAGACCAGUAUUCAUAUAAAUGGUGGCAGAAAUACCAGAAGAGAAAGUUUCACUGUGCAAAUUUGACUUCAUGGCCUCGCUGGCUGUAUUCCUUAUAUGAUGCUGAAACCUUAAUGGAUAGAAUCAAGAAACAGCUACAUGAAUGGGAUGAAAAUCUAAAAGAAGAUUCUCUUCCUUCAAAUCCAGUAGAUUUUUCUUACAGAGUAGCUGCUUGUCUUCCUAUUGAUGAUGUAUUAAGAAUUCAGCUCCUUAAAAUUGGUAGUGCUAUCCAACGACUUCGCUGUGAACUAGACAUUAUGAAUAAAUGUACGUCUCUUUGCUGUAAACAAUGUCAAGAAACAGAAAUAACAACCAAAAAUGAAAUAUUCAGUUUAUCCUUAUGUGGGCCAAUGGCAGCUUAUGUGAAUCCUCAUGGCUACGUGCAUGAGACGCUUACCGUGUAUAAGGCUUGCAACUUGAAUCUGAUAGGCCGGCCUUCUACAGUGCACAGCUGGUUUCCCGGGUAUGCCUGGACUAUUGCCCAGUGUAGGAUCUGUGCAAGCCAUAUUGGAUGGAAAUUUACAGCCACCAAAAAAGACAUGUCACCUCAGAAAUUUUGGGGUUUGACUCGAUCUGCUCUGUUGCCCACAAUACCAGACACUGAAGAUGAAAUAAGCCCAGACAAAGUAAUACUUUGCUUGUAAACAAAUAUGGUAAGGAUAAAGUUAUUUAACAAGUUGGUAUUCUAAAAAUCAGAUCUGCUUUGGAAAUUACCACUUUUGAUGCAUACCUAAGUAGAAAAGCAACAUUACAUGGAAGGUUGCAGGUUCUUAGUCAAAUUGUAUUUGAAGAUUUAAAUUAAAACAUACUAUUGAAGAGAAUGAAAGUACUAUUGAAGACAAUGAAAAGAUGGUUUUCAAAGACAAUGGUUUUCUGGAGUAUCUACUUUAGUAGCUUGGUGCCAUUACUCUGUGGACUCUGAUAUGUCUGGGAGCAUGUCAUUGAGAGGACUAGAAGACACCUCUGAAAGGGAUGAGAUUGUUUCCUGCACAAAACAUAUUUGAAAUUCCUGUAAUGUGAGGUUAAUUAUAAUGAUAUGAUCCCAAAACACAGAACAGCAUGUUUGUAUCAGCGCUCCAAAUGGCUGACGUUCCAAAAGCCAGGGUGCCAUGCACAAGUAGAUGUUCCUUUUUGAAAGAGGCAAGGCAGUGUAUAUUAAGGGCUUUGUUCCUUUAGAGCUUCUCUGAGAUAUUGUGCUUUGUAAAUUUUGAAAAUACUAAAGAGGUAAAAUAUGCAGUUUGAGCCCCAAAAUAAAGUUUUCAUUUCUUUACGUGUUCGUUAGUGAAAAACAGUAUUUUGUGUAUUUGUUCAGUGUUUGUUUGAAGUAUAACCCUGGUUAUUCUGUUCCAAGGUUUAAUUUGUAUCUAAACUACUAUGGAGCAGAGAUGCUAUUUUUUAGGCUGUUUCAUUAAAUGUAAAUUGAAGAAAAUCUGUAAGUAAACUUUAAAUAAUGUAAAAUAUCUACUCAUAAGUAGAUAAUUUAGGUGUAAGAAGUAAUUUUUAAGAUAAAGUUCUAGAUAGACUCAUUUGCCACUACCUCUUUGCUUAUACAUUCAAGGGUUUAUCCGAUCCUUUCACAUUUGCGUAAUUAACUUUGGUUUUGAUAUUCUUUCACUGCUUUGGGAAAAGUUCGACUAAUCAGAUAAAAUGUAUGAGGCCAAAAACAGACUGUUAAAUUUCUUAUGUUUUAAUUUAUCAGUAUUUUGUCUUUUACCAAACAUGCAAUGGUUUUGAUUGCCUAGACUGAAAACAUUAAUAUCGUAUUACAUAUUUAUGUAAAGAGAGUAAAUGAAAAGCAACCCAA
Molecule: messenger RNA, 2536 nt
Organism: Ceratotherium simum simum (southern white rhinoceros)
Lineage: Eukaryota; Metazoa; Chordata; Mammalia; Perissodactyla; Rhinocerotidae
Gene: CRBN
Product: cereblon
Biological process (GO): protein ubiquitination
Cellular component (GO): Cul4A-RING E3 ubiquitin ligase complex
Source: RefSeq, a predicted model, not a curated record